ACUUUCAUAAAAAAAAAAUAUAAAAUCCAUGGAGCAGACCACCCAACUGUGGGCGACCUACCGAAGCUCGUCUUGGCCGGCGCGGCUCGUAAAGGGAGGCAUGGGAUCUGGUCGUGCGUCGCCGCGGGUGAGGCGGUGGACGGCGAUGCUAGUUCUGGUCCUGACGUCGUUUUGGAGGCCGAUUCCCUUGGCGCUCGGGGAAGCGGCGGAUGGGGAAGGAGGCGACCUUGGCGCCUCCGCCGGAGGUGCGUGGGGAGGUCGGUUGCUGCUCAGCUUCCAAGAAGUAAAGGGGAACGCCUCCUUCCGAUGCUCUCCUGCCGGGCCUUGUCUCCCUUGUCAGUAUUCCGAGAAGAAUGAUGAUAAAUAUCGAUGCAGUGAAACUGGCUUUCGGGUGCCAUUAAAAUGCAUACAAGCAAAUGAUAGUACUGACGAGGCAAAAAAGAUCAAAGCCCGAAGAAAGCUCCUCUCCCUUGAAAACCAAGCAUAUCUUGCGCAAAAACAGCUGUUCACUACAUUAACAAACUAUAAAUGGAGAAAAUUAUUGGUUGCUUCAUCAAAAUCAGAGAACAAAGAAGAAACUUAUAUUACAUAUAGGAGCUGUGAGCCAGUUGAUCGGGAGGAGAAGAUAUCUUUCCUUGGAUUUGAGGUGAUCAUGGCGGGCUUGCUACUUAUAAGUGGAUCGGUUGUUUGCUUACGGCAAAAGCGUACUGCAGUAAUGCCAGGAGUCGUUGCACCAGUGAGGAUCCCCUCAAACUCUCCUAGGCUUUCAUAUUGAGGACAGCUAGGAUGUCUGGAUUGUGGAAUCUCCCUCCUACAUAUAUGCUGGGAUGCUAUAUAACUCAGGUUUAGACAUUUUGGAAAGCGAAUCAGCUCACCAACACACUAUCAGGUAAAACAAUUUCCACUGUGUGUGUGUGCGUCUCAAAGAUGUUUUUGGAAUAGUAACAGCUUUUUGUGUGUGUGUGUGUGUGUGUGUGUGUGUGUGUGUGUGAAGGAUGUCUCAUGGAUGAUUAUCCUCUGGUUUCUGCAUAUUUGCUAAGCUAUUGCAACUUUGGGUUUCUGUUGUGGUUCUCGUUGAGCCUAGUUGCAGUGGGAAAUGAGUGCCCAUAAAUUGUUGUGUAUGAUGACCAUGACUGCUUUAAUAAAGUCGCUGUGUUUUUGUUUUU
This is a messenger RNA of Zingiber officinale, 1166 nucleotides long. RefSeq lists its product as uncharacterized. The transcript has 3 exons. NCBI's taxonomy places the organism in Eukaryota, Viridiplantae, Streptophyta, Magnoliopsida, Zingiberales, Zingiberaceae. Bases 29 to 775 code for a protein of 248 amino acids. The record is from RefSeq and is a predicted model, not a curated record.